Eutrema salsugineum is the source of this 1971-nucleotide messenger RNA. RefSeq names its product protein DETOXIFICATION 40. The record is from RefSeq and is a predicted model, not a curated record. Lineage: Eukaryota; Viridiplantae; Streptophyta; Magnoliopsida; Brassicales; Brassicaceae. Gene Ontology annotation, biological process: xenobiotic detoxification by transmembrane export across the plasma membrane. Gene Ontology annotation, cellular component: membrane. Bases 65 to 1582 code for a protein of 505 amino acids. Gene Ontology annotation, molecular function: xenobiotic transmembrane transporter activity; antiporter activity. The transcript has 7 exons.
GACUCAACACUAGACUACACAAACCACACACAUCCUCAAGCGAGCAAAAUCUCCUGGCUUCUUCAUGGACUCGUCUCAAAACGACGGCGUAAACCAACCGCUUCUCCAGCCUCACGCUGAUCAUGGAACGGAAUCAAGCAACGGCGAGCUAGAGAGAGUACUCUCCGACGUCGAAACUCCUCUGUCUAGUCGCCUUCGUAAAGCAACGAUGAUUGAAUCGAAGCUUCUCUUCAAGCUCGCUGCUCCCGCCGUCAUCGUCUACAUGAUAAACUACUUCAUGUCCAUGUCCACUCAAAUCUUCUCCGGCCACCUCGGAAACCUCGAACUCGCCGCAGCUUCUCUCGGAAACACCGGAAUCCAAGUCUUCGCCUACGGUCUCAUGCUAGGAAUGGGUAGUGCGGUGGAGACGCUGUGUGGACAAGCGUUUGGAGGAAGAAAAUACGAGAUGCUCGGCGUUUACCUCCAGAGAUCCACCGUGUUGCUUACUCUCACCGGCGUUCUACUCACCAUAAUCUACGUCUUCUCCGAACCGAUCUUGCUUUUCCUCGGAGAAUCGCCGGAGAUAGCUUCCGCUGCGUCUCUCUUCGUCUACGGUUUAAUCCCUCAGAUCUUUGCCUACGCAGUGAACUUCCCGAUACAGAAAUUUCUACAGUCGCAGAGCAUCGUUGCACCGAGUGCUUACAUUGCGACCGCAACGCUUUUCGUUCACCUUCUCUUGAGCUGGCUCGCUGUUUACAAGCUAGGCAUGGGGCUUCUUGGUGCGUCUCUCGUGCUCAGUCUCUCGUGGUGGAUCAUUGUGGUGGCUCAGUUUGUUUACAUCGUGAUGAGCGAGAGGUGUCGUGAGACGUGGAGAGGGUUUAGUGUUCAGGCGUUCUCGGGUUUGCCGAGUUUUUUCAAACUCUCCGCCGCCUCUGCCGUGAUGCUCUGUCUUGAGACUUGGUAUUUUCAGAUCUUGGUUCUUCUCGCCGGACUUCUUGAGAAUCCGGAACUUGCGCUCGACUCUCUCUCCAUUUGCAUGACAAUUGCAGGUUGGGUGUUCAUGAUAUCUGUUGGAUUCAAUGCAGCAAUAAGUGUGAGAGUGAGUAAUGAACUUGGAGCUGGGAACCCUAAAUCUGCAGCGUUUUCUGUAAUCAUCGUCAACAUUUAUUCCUUAAUCACAAGUGUGAUCUUAGCUAUCGUUAUUUUGGCAUGCCGUAACAUUUUGAGCUAUGCAUUCACUGAUGGUGAAAAAGUCUCGGCCGCAGUUUCUGAUCUCUGCCCUCUUCUUGCUUUAACACUUGUCCUCAAUGGGAUCCAACCAGUUCUCUCCGGUGUCGCGGUUGGAUGCGGUUGGCAAACGUUUGUGGCAAAAGUUAACGUUGGAUGUUACUACUUUAUCGGAAUUCCUCUUGGGGCUCUCCUUGGUUUUUACUUCAAUUUUGGUGCCAAGGGUAUAUGGACGGGGAUGAUAGGUGGUACGCUUAUACAAACAGUUAUUUUGGCGUGGGUCACGUUUAGAACAGACUGGGUAAAAGAGGUGGAAGAAGCUUCCAAAAGAUUGGACAUAUGGAGCAACAAGAAACUAGAAGUGAAUCUCGAGUGAUGAAAGUUUUUUGUGUUUUUGGUAUCCAAUGAACCAAUUGGAUACAUCGGCUUAGUAUCAACCUAUGCAAAUGCUCAAGAUUAUUGGAGACCUGGUAAUGUAUAGGUCGACAUGGAUCCUCUACAAUUCGAUUUUAGUUUUCAUUAAAUUAUGUGCUGGCUUAAACAAAAAAAUACCAGGUAGGUGAUGUGAUUUGUAUACCAGAUUAAAAUGGUUGUCGCUUUACUUUUUUUUUGCUUUACUAUUUUUGAUUUGCAUAAUGCGUAUGUCUCUCAGUCUCUCCAAAAUCAUAAUGUCUUAGAGAGAUGGAUCUUAGUUGUUUUUGUUAUAUUAGAUGUUGGUUCCGCGCUAUAAUUAAGUCGAAUGACAUAUCAUCUUUGAAGUUGUAC